Molecule: messenger RNA, 8312 nt
Organism: Paramuricea clavata
Lineage: Eukaryota; Metazoa; Cnidaria; Anthozoa; Malacalcyonacea; Plexauridae
Source: the annotation of a GenBank genome assembly
CUGGAAACACACUGCCAAGUGUACAACUUUGAACAAAAAUUCUGUACAAAAUAUUGUGUGAAAAAUUUGAGUUUUAAUGCAUAAAUAUGUCCAAAACUAGUACAGUAGUUGUAGAAGAAACGCAAGAUUUGUCUGCAAGUGUUAGUAAGAAGACAGCAAGCACAGUUUCUGACAUUUUCGAAAGUUUAAGUUACGGCCCAGCUCCUGAGUCUAGUAUGCCUGCAGAAGGCUGGCUAGACGAUCAUGGUCGAGCUUUUGGGCAUUUUAUUGAUGGCAAGUGGGUAAAACCUGAGGGAAGGAAGGUUUAUGAAACUAAGAAUCCAGCAACAGGUGUGUUAUUGCGGAGUUUUGCUUCAGUUUGUGUAAAAAGCAUGAAUAUCAGCAUGAUAUAAUUUUGUAUCAAUGUUGUAACGCGUGUCAAUUAUUUUAUAUAUGUAGCAAAUUAAGGCCUUUACAACCAGGGGGAGGGGGGCAGACUCAAACUGUGAACCCACUGCCCACACUUCCAUUAAUUUACAAUGCUUAGGCCUAAUAGUGUUUAUAUAACCCCAAAAAUGUUUCUCUUUUUCAAAGAAUAUGGAAAUCUUGGGGGAGGGGGGGGGUGUGCAAAGGCUAAAAACCUAGGGCAGGGGCACAAAACAGUUUCCAAGGGUUCAUCAGUCGGGGACACAAAAGAUCCCAAAUAGAUAUUCAACAAUGAAAUUUGGAAAUCUGUGGCAGAUUUGAGUUCGAAAAUUGUUUAUAUCAAAUACUUCUCAGGGCUGCUAAAAUGUUUCCCUCAAACAAUUUGGGGGCAACUCUGACCAACUUUGCAGUCUGGUACCUCAUUCAGUGUAGACUUGCUCCAAGUCCCUCUUUCAUUGUCAUAUCGAUCCACUAUAAUAGUGUACAUUACAUGACGUAGCAUGGAGAGGCGGAGUGAGAAAGAGAGACUUGUCAACUACGGAAAAUCUCUGUUUAAAACUGAACCGAAAAUGCAAGACUUGCUUCAAUUGUUUUCCUUCAAUUUCUUUCUGUAUUAUUUACUAUAAUGGAACUUGUGUUUUUGGGUUGUUCCAAAAAAGAUCCACACUACCCCCACGGAGGAAAUUUCUGCUGUCCGGAGGGGGAGGGGAGACAAAAUUGUUUCUGAUAAAAGUAAAUGUAUUAGGACAUCCAAAGGGGGUAGGGGGGUUAACUUCCAAUUUCCUCUGUGGGGGUGGUAUGAAUUUCUGGAAUGACCCAUUUACACUGUGCUAGAUCAAUACAUAUAAACACUGACAGAAGACAAAGCAAGUCUUGCAUUUUCGGUUCAGUUUUGAACCGAGAUUUUCCGUAGUUGACAAGUCUCUCUUUCUCGCUCCGCCUCUCUGUGAUACGUCAUGUAAUGUACACUAUAGUGGAUCGACACUAUAUGACAAUGAAAGAGAGACAUGAAGCAAGUCUACAUUCAGUGGAGCAAGUCUACAGUCCCCAAAUCUAUUUGUCAAAUAAUGCUCCAUAAAGGAGAUAACUCCUGAACCAAUUAACUCCCAGCUACACCUGGCAUUAGUUAUGAAAAAGUCUGUGCAUCUACAAAUAUUUUCUAAAAUUUUACAUCAGGUGAAAAAAUAGCGUCCACCACCCAGGGUGAAAAAGAAGAUGUGGACAUGGCAAUUGCAGCAGCUCGUAAAGCGUUUGAAUCAUGGGGUAAACUUUCAGGACAUGCCCGAGCUCGUUACUUAUACAGCAUUGCUCGUCAUGUGCAGAAACACAUGAGAUUGGUUGCAGUUGUCGAAAGCAUGGAUAACGGGAAGCCAAUAAGGGAAUCCCGAGAUUGCGAUAUACCUAUCGUUAUCCGACAUUUGUAUCACCAUGCCGGCUGGGCUGAACUCAUGGAUACCGAGAUGAAAGGUAUGUUGCUUGUUAGCCUGGUGGCUGGGUUAUAGUUAUCCCAGGUUUUGGUAAUAGUUGAGGGUCAAUGGCCCCCUCUUGAUGCAUUGUCAGUCUGUAUUGCAGAUUAUCCCCUUCUGGCCUGAUCAAAUCAUGAUUACUAGAUUGCAUUGAUAUCGAAGGAACUAGACUCAGCUCCGAAAUAUCACUCGAAAUGACCUGCUCAGUUGCAGAGCAUUGGGCUAGUAUUCCAAAGGUCAUAGGUUCGAUUCCCACGAGUUUCAUAUUAGUUAGUGUAUUAUCCUCGUUGCUACAGAUUGGUCUUCAAUUGGUGUGGUUGGCGCGAUUGUCCCCUGGAACUUCCCCCUCAUGCUCCUGUGCUGGAAAGUGUGUCCAGCAUUGGCAAUGGGAAACACGGUCGUCCUGAAACCUGCCACAUACACGCGCCUGUCUGCGUUACUGUUUGCCGAGAUCUGUGCCGAGGCUGGCCUACCCCCUGGAGUGUUCAAUGUUGUGACAGGUAGUGGCAGUUUGGGAAGUCACAUUGUUUGUCAUAAUGAUGUUGAUAAGAUUGCAUUCACUGGCUCCACUGAGGUAAGUUGAUGACCAACCCUGUGGCGUGAAAAUGUACUGAAACUCAGUAGUCUCAGUUUGUCAUUGCUAGGUUGGCCAAACACUGCGGCGUCUCACUGCUGGUACUGGGAAGAAACUGUCUCUUGAAUUGGGUGGAAAAUCUCCGUUUGUUGUUUUUGACUCGGCUGACUUGGACAGUACUGUUGAGGGUGUUGUGGAUGCAAUAUGGUUUAACCAAGGACAGGUAAUAGAACAAGUAACCUGUUUGGAAGUUUCACAGUAAACAUAUAAUUCACACAGGGCAUGAUAUGGCUGCAGAAAUUAGGGUUAGAGAGCCAUGCCUGCAUAGUCUUGGGGGCUCUAAACUCAAAUGUCAAUUGAAAUAUGAUGAAUAAUAUGGAGCAGUAAAUUUACAAGGCAAUCAGAGACAGUGUCAAUCACUUUUCAUGAAAAACAUCACCACUCCUUGACAACUAAGAGUUAGUUUUUGUUCAUGGUGGAAAACCUGAGAACCAGGAGCCCCAAAGCACAGGCUUACGGAAACCCACUAAUUAACGUCUGUCCCAAUUUCCACGACUGUGUAGGUUUGCAGCGCCGGAUCUCGUCUGAUUGUACAAGAAAGUUGUUCAGAGCAGCUCAUUAAGAAAAUCAAAGAACGCAUGUCGCACCUCAGGCUAGGGAACUCGCUGGAUAAAUGUGUUGACAUGGGAGCAAUUGUGGAUCCAUCACAAAAGAAAUCCAUUGAUGAGUUUGUACAAGAUGCGAAAAGUACUGGGGCCGAGGUGUUCCAAAGUUGUGCUUCCAUGCCAGACACUGGGUGUUUCUAUCCUCCAACACUCGUCACAAAUGUUCAACCUGUGUCAAGAAUUGUUCAAGAAGAGGUGAUAUAACCAACACAACUCUUUGACGGUAGAGUGUUUCCAGCUCAAGUACUCCGCAUUUCUUCAUGUAGUAACACUGGAUCAAUAAGAGAUGAUCCUUACUGGACCUCUAUAGGAAGAACAGUUUAGAACGUACUGAUAGAACUAUCCAGUAUAAAUAAAGUUAGUUGAGGUUUCCUCCUGUAGUAACACUGGAUCCGAAUAAGAGAUGAUCCUUACUGGACCUCUAGGAAGAACAGUUUAGAACUGAUAGAGCUAUCCAGUAUAAAUAAAGUUGAUUAUUUUUGCUGCCUGAGAAAGUUUGUAUUGAUUGUAUUACCAAUACUUUCUAGGUGUUUGGUCCAGUUUUAGUGGUGUUAACGUUUCGUACGGCAAAGGAAGCGAUCGCUCUGGCCAACAACACGAUAUAUGGUCUUGGUUCCAGUGUUUGGAGUGAGAACAUAGGUCUAGCAAUGGAAGUAGCUCGCUAUAUACGUGCCGGGAGUGUCUGGAUUAAUGGUCAUAAUAUGUUUGAUGCUGGUGCUGGUUUUGGGGGUAUGAGACAGAGCGGGUUUGGCAGAGAUGGAGGCAAGGAGGUGGGUGAAAGUAACCUGGGGGGGGGGGUUAUUAAAUAUAUGUCUGACCUUUCUACAUAAUAUGAUCGGUACCAUUCUCUUCAGGGUCUGUAUGAGUACGUGAAACCCUCGUGGCAAAAGCGUGCACGACCAAAUGUGGAUGACUUUGAUAUUAAGAAGUUUGGUUCCACGUCACCUCCGAGACCCAAAGAUCCUACUGUCAACCCACCAUUGUGUAACGGCACGGACAAAAGCGAUAACUUGCCCAGGUAUGAAUUGUCCUCACUGGACCUCUAGGGAGAACAGUUUAGAACUUAUCUUAUAGUUUAGGUUUCUUCCUAUAGUAACACUGAAUCAAUAAGAGAUUAUCCUCACUGGAUCUCUAGGAAGAACAGUUUAGAACUGAUAGAUCUAUCCAGUAUAAAUAAAGUUAGUUUAGUUUAAGUUUCCUCUUGUAUUAACACUGGAUCAAUAAGAGAUGAUCCUUGCCUGAUCUCUAGGAAGAACAGUUUAGAACUGAUAGAUCUACCCAGUAUAAAUAAAGUUAGUUUAGUUUAGGUUUCCUCCUGUGGUAACACUGGAUCAAUAAGAGAUGAUCCUUACUGGAUCUCUAGGAAGAACAGUUUAGAAGUGAUAGAGCUAUCCAGUAUAAAUAAAGUUAGUUUAGUUUAGGUUCCUCCUGUGGUAACACUGGAUCAAUAAGGGAUGAUCCUUACUGGAUCUCUAGGGAGAACAGUUUAGAACUGAUAGAUCUACCCAGUAUAAAUAAAGUUAACACUGGGUCAAUAUUCCCUCUACUGUAGCAUAGAUCACACAUACAAAAACUACAUUGGCGGCGCUCAAAAGCGACCUGACGCACACUACGGAAGACCUGUACAUAACGAGAAAGGACAGACAGUGGGUGUCGUAGCUGAAAGCAACAGAAAGGAUGUCAGAGACGCUGUCGAAGCUGCCAAGAAAGCUUCUGCUGGGUAAUGUAGUGAAACUAAUAUGUAUUUUACAAUGUGACGGUCCAAUGUUGGUAGUAUUCUACAAUAAGCUAAUUUAAUACCGUAGUUUGUGUCUGAUUUACCUGUCGUGAAAAAUGUAUCUCAAACGUGGUGGUCCAAUGUUGGUAGUAUUCUACAAUAAGCUGUCGUGGUUUGUGUCUGAACUACCUGAAAAAGAUAUCUCAAACGUGGUGGUCCAAUGUUGGUAGUAUUCUACAAUAAGCUGUCGUGGUUUGUGUCUGAACUACCUGAAAAAGAUAUCUCAAACGUGGUGGUCCAAUGUUGGUAGUAUUCUACAAUAAGCUGUCGUGGUUUGUGUCUGAACUACCUGAAAAAGAUAUCUCAAACGUGGUGGUCCAAUGUUGGUAGUAUUCUACAAUAAGCUGUCGUGGUUUGUGUCUGAACUACCUGAAAAAGAUAUCUCAAACGUGGUGGUCCAAUGUUGGUAGUAUUCUACAAUAAGCUGUCGUGGUUUGUGUCUGAACUACCUGAAAAAGAUAUCUCAAACGUGGUGGUCCAAUGUUGGUAGUAUUCUACAAUAAGCUGUCGUGGUUUGUGUCUGAACUACCUGAAAAAGAUAUCUCAAACGUGGUGGUCCAAUGUUGGUAGUAUUCUACAAUAAGCUGUCGUGGUUUGUGUCUGAACUACCUGAAAAAGAUAUCUCAAACGUGGUGGUCCAAUGUUGGUAGUAUUCUACAAUAAGCUGUCGUGGUUUGUGUCUGAACUACCUGAAAAAGGUAUCUCAAACGUGGUGGUCCAAUGUUGGUAGUAUUCUACAAUAAGCUACCGUGGUUUGUGUCUGAUUUACCUGUCGUGAAAAAUAUAUCUCAAACGUCGUGGUCCAAUGUUGGUAGUAUUUUCCAAUAAGCUGUCGUGUUUUGUGUCUGAACUACCUGGAAAAUAUAUCUCAAACGUGGUGGUCCAGUGUAAGUAGUAUUCUACAAUAAGCUGUCGUGGUUUGUGUCUGAACUGCCUGAAAAAGAUAUCUCAAACGUGGUGGUUCAGUGUAGGUAGUAUUUUACAAUAAGCUGUCGUGGUUUGUGUCUGAACUACCUGAAAAAGAUAUCUCAAACGUGGUGGUCCAGUGUAGGUAGUAUUCUACAAUAAGCUACCGUGGUUUGUGUCUGAUUUACCUGUCGUGAAAAAUAUAUCUCAAACGUCAUGGUCCACUGUUGGCAGUAUGCUACGAUAAGCUGUCGUGUUUUGUGUCUGAACUACCUGAAAAAUAUAUCUCAAACGUGGUGGUCCAGUGUAGGCAGUAUUCUACCAUAAGCUGUCGUGGUUUGUGUCUGAACUAUCUGUCUUGAAAAGAUUAAAACACUUCGAUGUUCAAAGUUAGUUUUUCUUCUCAGAUGGUGUAAGAAAUCGAGCCACAGUAGAGCCCAGGUUCUUUACUACAUCGCGGAGAAUAUGGAAUUACGUCAGCAAGAGCUUGCGCAGAGGAUUUGCGUAAUGACGGGACAGGAUGCUGAUGAAGCAGAGAAAGAAGUUAAAGUGGCUAUACAACGUGUGUUUCAUUGGGCUGCGUAUACUGAUAAAUACGGUGGAACGGUGCAGGUGAGAAUGCUUGUGUUCAAUGACUUAAUCUGCUUUAUUAGUUCUAAACUGUUCUCUCCAGUAUGGUUAUUCUUUAUUCCAGUGUUACUUCGGGAGAAAAAUGGAUUACACUAACCAGUGCAUCACCAACAUAAUGUCAACAUAUUGUCAUCCCUAUUUAUCUGACAGGAAACAAGUUGGUAUGGUACAACCAUUAAAGUUCACGAAGCAGUUGGUGUAGUUGGUAUCGCGUGUCCAGAUGAGUUUCCUCUUCUGGCCUUUGUAUCUCUGGUACUGCCCGCCAUUUCUCGAGGAAAUACAGUGGUGGUGUUACCCAGUGAAAAACAUCCUAUUGUUGGAGCGGACAUGUAUCAGGUCAGUGCCUCACAAUUAAACUAACUUUAUUUAUACUGGGUAGCUCUAUCAGUUCUAAACUGUUUUUCCUCGAGGUCCAGUAAGGAUCAUCUCUUAUUGAUCCAGUGUUACUAUAGGAGGAAACCUAAACUAAACUAACUUUAUUUAUGCUGGAUAGCUCUAUCAGUUCUAAACUGUUUUUCCUCGAGGUCCAGUAAGGAUCAUCUCUUAUUGAUCCAGUGUUACUACAGGAGGAAACCUAAACUAAACUAACUUUAUUUAUACUGGAUAACUCUAUCAGUUCUAAACUGUUUUUCCUCGAGGUCCAGUAAGGAUCAUCUCUUAUUGAUCCAGUGUUACUACAGGAGGAAACCUAUACUAAACUAACUUUAUUUAAACUGGAUAGCUCUAUCAGUUGUAAACUGUUCUUCCUAGAGGUCCAGUAAGGAUCAUCUCUUAUUGAUCCAGUGUUACUACAGGAGGAAACCUAAACUAAACUAACUUUAUUUAUACUGGAUAGCUCUAUCAGUUCUAAACUGUUCUCCCUUGAGUUCCAGUAACGAUCAUCUCUUAUUGAUCCAGUGUUACUACAGGAGGAAACCUAAACUAAACUAACUUUAUUUAUACUGGAUAGCUCUAUCAGUUCUAAACUGUUCUUCCUAGAGGUCCAGUCUGGAUCAUCUCUUAUUGAUCCAGUGUUACUGUGCACAGGAGAAAACCUAAACUAAACUAACUUUACUUAUACUGGAUAGCUCUAUCAGUUCUAAACUGUUCUUACUAGAGAUCCAGUAAGGAUCUCUAGUAAGAGAUCCUUACUGGAUCUCUUACUAGAGAUCAUCUCUUAUUGAUCCAGUGUUACUGCAGGAAGAAACCACAGAAAACCUGCAAUAUUUAGUAGAAUCAAACGGAAGCACUCUUCUCGCGUGCAACUGUGGUGAAAUUAAAAUAACUGUGUCACUACCAUCCCCGUCUUGUACAGGCCUCUAACAGACAUUUACCCAUACUUAGAUAUUCGACACGUCAGAUCUCCCGGGGGGAGUGGUAAAUAUUUUGACUGGUGACCGUGAUCAUGUGACCAAGUUCAUUGCGGAGCAUCAAAAUGUCGACGCGAUGUGGUACUUCGGAUCUGCAGAAGGAUCGAAAUUUGUUGAGUCGGUCUCGGCAGAGAACGUGAAACGCACGUGGGUGGGCUAUGGUGAAUCACGUGAUUGGUUGGACAAUGAACAAGGUCAAGGUCAAGAGUUUCACUAUCAUGCAAUCGAGUGUAAGAACAUUUGGAUACCGAUGGGACAUGUCUUUGCAAACUGAAGGACAUCUGGGGAACAUUUUUGGGAACAUUGGGGGUAAUGGGGGUGAAUGAACCUAUCCAAUGGGUAGUUGAUGAUAAUGGGCAAAAAUAUGUCUGGUGUCUCAGACAGUGUGAAAAUGAAAUGAAUUUCUUUCAUCGAAGAGUAGACAUUGAAUGUAUUUUGUGAGAUUGCGUCUGAUUGAUUGUAUUGACAAUUUGACAAAACAAACAAUGAUUGUAUCGAACGAGUAUGUGAUUUAUAAAUAUCCUCUCACAUUGAAAUGAC